AUGGAAGACUAUUCAAGUGAGGAUGACUGGGAGCAUAGGUUUGAAGAGAAAGAAGUAGUAAAAGUGCAAGAGGAUCCUGAAGACAAUAAAAGGGAUUGGACGGGUCUCCCCAGUGAGCUUCUAAGCGAGAUGUUAACAAAUCUUCACCAUCCCCAGGCCAGAUUCUUCUUUCACAAAGUAUGCAAAUACUGGGAUUCAAUUGAGGAUCCUAAACACCACUGCCCUCUCAUCUCCCCCACCCUUCAACUCCAAUCCCAAUGGCUAGUCCACAAGGACACUUACUUCGGCACCUUCUGCAAAUUCUUCCACCCCUUCUACCCCGACAGGUACGCCCUACACGACAUUCCCGACCUGGCCCACACUGUCCUCUUGCACUCCAAUAACGGCUGGCUCCUAAUGUCUCGGGGACAAAAAACUCUUUUCUUCAUAAACCCCUUCACUAAGGAGCGGGUGGACCUGCCUGAAACAGAACACUCAUUCGGGGAAUGGAAAAGCGCAAUCUUCUUGUCAGACCCAACCUCCCCAGACUGCAAGGUUUUCGGCGUCGUGUCUUUCCUUGAUAAUUGGGCUCAUUUUUUCACCAUCCAUCGCGGAGAAAACUCGUGGGUUCGUCAUAUUUUUAGUGAUUUGAGUCCCCGGAUGUUCCAAUCCGAAUGCCACCCGGUUUUCCAUAACCAAAAGCUUUACUGCUUGGGUAAACACGGCGGGAUGGGAGUGUUCGAGUUCAACCCAGAGGCGGAGGAAAGCAAAUAUUCCGUCCACGAGGUGUUGUGUUCGCCGCUGGAGGACGAGACGUUCGAAAGCUACUUAGUGGAAUGCGAGGGGGAACUAAUGGCGGUGUUCUUAUCAUACAUGGGGACGAAAAUUAGUGUUGUGAGAUUGGACGAGGAGAGGAUGGAGUGGAGGAAAGUGGAGAGUUUGGGUGAUUUCAUGGUGUUUAUCAGCGUGGGCACAUCUUUUGCCAGGAAGAAAACGGUUGAUGGAAUGGAGAACAAGAUUUACUUUCCGAGAUUGUCUGGGGAUUACACUGUGUUCUACUGCUUGGCCACCGAGAGGUACAAGACUUUCGGGAAUAACUUUUGUCAGAAAGACUUGUAUGAGACGAGGGAGCAACUCAACUGUUGUUGGACUGAACCAUCUGCUCGCACUUCUACCUCUCCGCAACAACUCCACUGGCUUCCCCAACAUGCAUGA
Molecule: messenger RNA, 1194 nt
Organism: Ipomoea triloba (trilobed morning glory)
Lineage: Eukaryota; Viridiplantae; Streptophyta; Magnoliopsida; Solanales; Convolvulaceae
Product: F-box protein At1g49360-like
Exons: 1
Coding region: 1-1194 (397 amino acids)
Source: RefSeq, a predicted model, not a curated record